AUGGCUACCCCCACUGUCCUCGCCUUUGAUGUAGAGGGCAGAGCCAUUGACUUUGACGUGUGGGUAGACGACCUACUGCUUUUCCUACAGUGCGACAGAGCUGACGGACUCUCUCUCUUUGAUCUCACUUCUGGUGCCUCUCCCGCCCCUGCUGCUACUGAGGAUGCCACUGUUCACUCACAGUGGGCCACACGCGAUGCUGCUACACGUCUUGCUGUGCGUCGCCACCUCCCUCCCGCUGAGCGUGCGCACUUUGGGUCGUACAAGAGUGCUAAGACCUUGUACGACGCCGUUAUCGCACGCUACUCCACCCCUGCCACUGCUGCACUGAGCCGCCUCAUGCUACCGUACCUCUUUCCCGACCUUGCUGCUUUUGCCACAGUCGCCGACCUCAUUACCCACCUGCGCACUAGUGACGCUCGUUUCCGCGCUGCACUUCCUGCUGAGGACGACCUACUCGCAGUCUGCCCCACCACUCUCACUGUCGAGAUCCUCGAGAAGUCCCUCCUCGCAGCCGAGAAGAGCAUUCUUGCUGUAGGGGCCUCUCGUGGUGACCCGCGCACCCCCAUCUUUGAGGGGUGUUCCCCCUCCCCCCUCCUGCCCUCUGUCGCCUCUGCUGCUGCUGCCGACCUUGUUGGUUUUGAGUCGGUCGGAGCGGCGUCUGCCCCCAGCGGGAGACGUCGCUCUGGCAAGAGCAAGGGGGGCAGGGGCGGUGGUGGAGGCGGCGGGGGCGGUGGAGGCGGAGGUAGAGGCAGCGGCGGAGGUGAGGGUGGUAGCGGGAGUAGUGGCGGGAGUGGAGGUGUCGGCGGAGGCAGUGGAGGCGGGGGCGGCAGCGGCGGUGGUAGUGGGGGUGGAGGCGGAGGCGGCGGUGGCGGCGGCGACGGUGGGAGUGGGGGUGGCGGUGGAGGUGGUGGCGGCGGCGGCGGAGGAGGCGGCGGAGGUCGUGGCGCGCCGAGGAGGAGUGGCUCCGGUGGUGGUCAGCGCCAGCAGCAGCAGCGUGGUCAGGAGACCCUCUCCCCGCAGCAGCUCCGUGAGUGGUACUCUGCGCGUCAGCGGGGUGGGGGUACUGGUCCGUGCACUUACGUCCUGCGCACUGGCGACCGUGCGGGUGAGCAGUGUGGUGGUCCACACUCCGCCCAGCGUUGCUUCGGCCGCCUGACUGACGCUUGGCGCCGCCAGUUUCCUAACGCCUCUGAGAUCCCUUGCUGGGACCAGCUGUCUAGGGCUGGAGUAGCUAUCUUUGAUCUUGACUUUGAUGCUAUUCUUGCUGCUAUGUAUGCUGUGACUAUUAGUGAGGAGGGUGACUGUUACCGGUGUUUCCCGCCCGACCCGGGCAUUGGUACUGCGGCUCUAGGUGCUGUUGAGGCUGCUGCUCCAGGUGCUGGUGAGGCUGUUGCUCUAGGUGCCAGUGAGUCUGAGUCCUCAGGUGCUGGUGAGUCUGCUCUCUCAGGUACAGUGUCGCCUUCACCCUCUCUAACUUUCACUCUUGACUCCGAGGCGUCUCGCUCCUUCUUUCGAGACCGCACCACACUCACGCCGCUUAGUCGGCCAGUGGCGGUCUCCUUGGCAGACCCCUCUGGGGGUCCUGUUCUGGCUCGCUACUCCACUGUCCUGCCGUGCCCUGCGGUCCCGUCUGGCGCUCUGUCCGGUCUCUACCUCCCCUCGUUCUCUACGAACUUGGUGGCGGGUGCUGACCUACAGGAUGCAGGGGUUGACCAGUUCACCCCUGCGCGCCGACGAGUCACCCACUGCACGGACGCGGACACGGGUCGACACCUGACCACAUUCACACGUGGUCCAGGGUCGAGCCUGUACACACUCACUGUUCCGUCUCCUUCUCCUGCGUCUGGUCAGGUAGCUGCGUCGGGUCAGGUGUUUGCUGCAGCGUCCAGGUCUGGUCCUGAGUCUGCCCCCUGCUCGUGUCGCCUCCUGUCCCACGAGACCCUCCUGUGGCACCACAGGAUGGGUCACCCCUCCCUGCCUCGUCUCCGGGGCAUGGCCUCUCGCCUUCUUGUCUCUGGCCUUCCCCGGUCCCUCCCUCCCCUUCCUCCGGGGCCUGGCCCUCCCUGUGUCCCCUGUGUCGAGGGUCGCCUGCGGGCUUCCCCUCACUCCUCCCCGUUCCCUCCGACGGAGGCCCCGAUGCAGACGCUUCACAUGGACGUGUGGGGCCCAGCCCGCGUCCGUGGACAGGGUCACGAGCGCUACUUCCUGCUGGUGGUUGACGACUACUCGCGUUACACCACAGUCUUCCCCUUGUGCAGCAAGGGUGAGGUCACUGAGGUGUUGAUCGACUGGAUCCGCGCAGCUCGUCUCCAGCUCAGGCAGAGCUUCGGCUCGGACUUUCCUGUUCUGCGUCUGCAUUCGGACAGAGGCGGAGAGUUCUCCGCCGGCCUUCUGCGAGCCUACUGUCGGGCACGAGGCAUCUGCCAGACCUUCACGCUUCCGGACUCUCCACAGCAGAAUGGGAUUGCUGAGCGCCGCAUCGGCAUUGUCAUGGACGUCGCCCGUACGUCCAUGGUGCAUGCGACUGCCCCCCAUUUUCUGUGGCCGUUUGCGGUUCGGUACGCCGCGCAUCAGAUCAACCUUCAGCCCAGAGUCUCCCGACCGGAGACCUCCCCAGCUUUGCUGUGGACGGGGAAGGUUGGCGAUGCGUCGGCGUUCCGUGUCUGGGGAUCUCGGGCGUUUGUCCGCGACUUGUCUGCGGACAAGCUGUCCCCUCGUGCUGCUCCCUGUGUCUUCCUUGGCUUCCCCACAGACGCUCCCGGGUGGCAGUUUUACCACCCCUCCUCUCGUCGUGUUCUGUCCUCCCAGGACGUCACGUUCGACGAGUCAGUCCCCUUCUACCGCCUCUUCCCCUACCGCACUCCUUCCCUCCCCCCUCCGCCGGACUUCCUUGUGCCAGUUCCCCCCCCGGUAGACCCCCUCCCCCCUCAGGUUCCUGCCCCCUCAGGUGUGUCCCAGGUAGACGCAGUUGACCCGGUCGAGGUUACUGGUGACUCUGGUGCUGCUGCGGGUGCUGAGCCUGGGGGUGCUGACUCUGGGGGUGCUGUGCGCGGGGGUGCCGAGUCUGGAGGUGCUGCUACUGGGGGUGCUGAGCCUGGGGGUGCUGGGCCUGGGAGUGCUACUGCGGAGGGUGCUGCGCCUGGGGGUGCUGAGCCGGGGGGUACGGUGCCUGGGGGUGCUACGUCUGGAGCUGUUGAGCCUGGGGUUUCUCCUGCUGCUGCGUCUCGCCGGGAGCCCCUCUCUCCACAGGAGCUGCGCGAGUGGUUUGCUCGCCGCUGGAGGCGUGCUACUGGAGCUGGAGCUUCUUCGACCGUCGAGGGUGCUGGUGCUGCCGGUCCCAGAGCUGCUGGGUCUGCGGGUACUCCUGGAGCAGGAGCUCCUGAGGGUGUUGGUGCUGAGACUACUGCUGUCUGUCCCGGCGGUGGUUCUGCUACUGGUGCUGCUAGAGGUCCUGCCGCUGGAGGUGUUGGUGGCGCUGGUGCUGUCGCUGAGGGUGCUGGUGCUGUCCGUGCUGAGUCUGGAGCUGCCGCGCGGCCUCGACCGUACUUUGUUCCGCUCCUGCAGCAGGUUCUUGGUCUUUCUCCUCCGGUAGAGUGUUCACAGCCUGUCCAGUCACAGUCACUGUUGGAGCCUUCCUCUCCACUGCCUGCUCCCUCUCCUUACACUGGUCCUACUGGAGGUCUUGCUGAGCGUCGUGAGCCUGCGUCUCGUCCUGCGUCGCCUGUUCGUGCUGCUCACACUAGAGGUCGCGGUUCGCGUCAGCGUCCUCCUCCUGUCCCUGGCACGCACCGGAUGUCUCUGCGUCCGUCCACUGCUCCUCUGCGUGCCCCUUUGCCUUCUCCUCCUGAGUCCUCUCUUCCUGCCCUUUCCGACCCGGAGUCGGACUCUCUUCGUGCUGCCAGUCCUAAUGUCACGCGUCUGCUUGCUACUGUCGUCACUGACCCCUCUUUUGAGUCCACUGCUGCGUCUGCUCUUGUCGCUGAGCUCGUCGACUUUGCUGCUCGCUGUCGUCUAGACUACGCUGCUAUUCUUGUUGCUGAGUCUGCGUCUGUCUGUCCUCCGUCCGUCGGGGGUGAGUGUGCUCUUGGCACGGACGUCCUAGAGGACAGGCAGGAGGAGUUACAGUGUCUGGCUGCUGCUUCACCUCAUCUUGCGUCUGUACUGCUUGCUCCUGAGGGAGACCCGGAUGCACUAGACAUCCCGACUCCGCGCUCUUACGCGGAGGCCGUAGAGGGUCCCUACUCGUCUCAGUGGCAGGCAGCUAUGGAUGCAGAGAUGGCUUCCUGGAAGUCCACAGGCACCUACGUUGACGCAGUUCCCCCUCCUGGGGCGAACAUCGUCAGUGGCAUGUGGAUCUUCAGGGUGAAGCGGCCGCCGGGCUCUCCACCUGUCUUCAAGGCGCGGUACGUUGCUCGUGGCUUCAGUCCGCGGCAGGGAGUUGACUACUUUCAGACCUUCUCUCCCACCCCGAAGAUGACCACUCUUCGGGUGCUGCUGCACAUAGCCGCUCAGCGCGACUACGAGCUUCACUCUCUCGACUUCAGCACUGCGUUCCUGCAGGGUAGCCUGCACGAGGAGAUCUGGCUGCACCGUCCACCUGGCUUCACUGGGACUUUCCCUCCUGGCACCCAGUGGAGCCUCCGACGGCCAGUCUACGGUCUCCGCCAGGCACCGCGUGAGUGGCACGACACACUGAGGACUACGCUUGCGGCUCUUGGGUUUGCUCCUUCUACUGCUGACCCGUCGCUGUUUCUGCGCACCGACACUUCUCUGCCGCCGUUCUACAUCCUCGUGUAA
Messenger RNA from Closterium sp. NIES-65, 4800 nucleotides. The record is from the annotation of a GenBank genome assembly. Lineage: Eukaryota; Viridiplantae; Streptophyta; Zygnematophyceae; Desmidiales; Closteriaceae.